Molecule: messenger RNA, 1411 nt
Organism: Aspergillus sclerotioniger CBS 115572
Lineage: Eukaryota; Fungi; Ascomycota; Eurotiomycetes; Eurotiales; Aspergillaceae
Product: phytanoyl-CoA dioxygenase family protein
Exons: 1
Coding region: 342-1283 (313 amino acids)
Source: RefSeq, a predicted model, not a curated record
CUUCAGCAAUCCGCGUUGGUGGAUUACUCAGGCGCUAGUUUCUACGGACCUAUCGACCAAUUCUCUCCCCUGCUUAUCAGACAACAAAAUUCUCCCCUGGGGAAGGUAACAUGUGGCUGACAAGGUAGCAUCCCCUAUACUACCACGUUGUUGUGUAGAGACUAGAUAGGGGGAUCAGAGGACACUUAUUUAUAGCCUUGUCCGGUAGUUCGAUACUAGAACUAAUUUCUCCUUCCCCGCCUGAGCUCCUUCCGACAUCUCACCUCUCCUGCACAUCAUCCCAACUGCAAUCUACAAAACCCAACAACAAUCCCAGAUCAUAACCAGCUCCGAUAAUAACAAUGACGGCAACUCCUUAUCUCGACGCUCUCCAAAGAGACGGCUUCGUCCGCAUUCCUUCCCUCCUGACCCCCGACGAAGUUGCCCACUUCCGCACCAUAGCUACCGAUGCCACCACCCGCACCCGCACCGGACAAUGGCCUCACUUCCGCACUGUCCCCAAGCAGUUCCCACCCUGGCCCACGACACCUCCGCCGGCCUCGGAAGGCGGUAUCUGGGGUGUCCAGCAUCUCCUGCACCCCGAGAUGCCAGGACGAACGGAGUUUGCGCGGUUUUACUUCUCCGAGAAAGUCCUGGCUGUGGCGGAGGAGCUCUUGGGAUUGAAGGGCAAGGCAAAGGGCCAGGAUGAGCCGCUUGUGAUGGAGUUAUUCAAUCUGUUGGUUGCGCCCGAGACGAAGGACUUUGAGCUACGCUGGCACCGGGAUGAUAUCCAGGAGACUGUGACCCCCGAAGAGGAGCUGAGAUUGCUGGAGGCUAAGAGCCCGCUUGGGAAGCAGUCGCAUGCGCAGUAUAACUUGGCUCUCUGCCCUGAUUCUUCCCUGAUCGUCAUUCCGGGCUCCCAUCGACGGGUGCGUACGGAGGUGGAGCGCAAUGCUGCUCCGUAUGAGCCGGAGCUGCCGAACCAGCUGAUUGUGGAGUUGCAGCCCGGGGAUGCUGUGUUCUAUGACAGCAAUAUCCUCCAUCGUGGGGUGUAUAAGGCCAAGUCGGAGGGAGGCGAGGAAACUAGGCUUACCCUGCAUGGAAGCCUUGGAUUGAAUGCGCCUGCAUUAGCUGCGAAUGAAGACAAGAAAGUUCGAGCUACUGCGGUCUUGCAGCAUGGCGUUGGUGCUUGGGUGCAUCGGGAAGAUGCCGCUUUUGGCAUCGGGGAGCGGCCCGAGAAGAUGAGGGCAAACUUGGUGACCAUGGGGACAGGAGAAGGGGUUGGUUACUCUCUGCAGGGGUAAUUCGGUCAGGAACGUAACCUGAAUAUUGAAGUGUAAAUAGAAGUGAUAGCUGUUAAUAUCGACAUAUAGGCACGCCGGUCUAUUUAUGAUCAUCGAGCAAAUGAAUGUAUCAAGUCUCGUGUCUAGUA